This is a messenger RNA of Purpureocillium lilacinum, 531 nucleotides long. Lineage: Eukaryota; Fungi; Ascomycota; Sordariomycetes; Hypocreales; Ophiocordycipitaceae. The record is from RefSeq and is a predicted model, not a curated record.
AUGCAUGCUGUGCACUGUUAUCCCGCACUGUAUCAGGAGAGCAACAGGCCGCAAAGCCAUGACUUGGGAACAUCGAGCGCUGCCGGGCUGUCAGCACUGCCGCAGAAAUCGAGACAAGGUGAGCCACGAGUUUUGACGCAUAUGUGCACCGGCGAGAUGCCCCGCACCAGGUGUGCAGCGGAGGGGCAGUACUGCGUUGUCGACAGUUACCAGGAAGAGGAAGACCUUCGAGCCGAGAUUGAAUGUCUGAGGAGGCGGGAGGAGCAGAACAACAUAAUUCUUGACGCCCUCUCAUCCAAGGAUGACGUGGACACGUACAACAUGGUCGCGGAAGGGCUAUUAAAUAGUACCAUGACGCGCCAAGCCGUCGCGCACCAGCUCUCGAACAAGGCUGGGACCAAUCCAAUCCGUCAGGAGGUAGCCGACGACCAAGGACGAUUCACGUCGAGGGCAAUACCAGUCGCAGCUCCGAGCAGUGAGCUGCCGCCAGCUCUCUGCCCGUAUUGUAGCGCAGCGGCGCAGGAAAGAUGA